GGUUCUGUGAAAAAGAGAGAAAUCAGUUUAGUCUCUGAGCAAGUCCAGGUUUGGUGUCCUGUGAGGAAAGACAUCCUGUCAUCAACAGCAAAUUGGAGUGGAAGAGAAUGCACAGAACUUUGUGGGAGUGAAAGGAACACUGGAUGUUGCAAUAAUUUACAAAGAGCCCAUUGUUACUCAAAUCUUUUUAUGGAUCUUCUUUCAGUAAACAGGAGGCCACCGCUCACAGCAGAAGCAAUGUAUUAGUGUUCACUUUAACAUCGCUGCAGUUCAGAUAUUGUGCCUGUUUCUCCAUGUGAUCCACUGGGGACAUAAUCCACUGACCACUCCACAUCUGUGACAUGUGGUACCAUGGAUUGGGCUCAACAUUUCAGUAUUUCUGUUCACUUUCUCUCAGUCAAACUAUGAAACCUCAGCCAAGCCAGAAAACAACCUAAUGAAUCGAGCAACAACACAAACCGGGCAAUCACAGAGUGAGUACCCGUGAGCGAGUACCAGCACAGGCACGAUGGGGAGAGAGCAGGGAAUGAGAUGAGAGUAGAAUGCUUAAAUGGGGAGUGAGCACCAGCCUUGUUCUGUGGUGCAUACUUUCUAUUAUUCUAGCUUUGAUUUGUCGUUCACCUUUUUUUCCUCUUGUUUUGUAGAUCAAGCCUUUGUUACUCUCGCCACUAAUGACCUGUAUGGCAAAGGUGCCCUGGUGCUGGGCUGCUCCCUACGGAAUCACAAGACCUCACGCCAACUGGUUAUUCUCAUCACCCCUCACGUCUCCAACAAUAUGAGGGCGGCGCUGGGGCGAAUCUUUGAUGAGGUGCUGAUAGUGAAUGUGAUGGACAGCCAGGAUUCCGCUCACUUAAACCUGAUCAAAAGACCUGAACUGGGCAUCACAUUUACAAAGCUGCACUGCUGGGCUCUCACUCGCUAUUCCAGAUGUGUGUUUAUGGAUGCAGACACAAUGGUCCUCGCCAACAUUGAUGAACUUUUUGAGCGGGAGGAGUUGUCAGCAGCGCCAGAUCCUGGUUGGCCAGAUUGUUUCAAUACAGGAGUGUUCGUGUACCGUCCAUCCAUUGAGACCUACAACGCACUUUUACAGUGUGCAAUGGAGAAGGGCAGCUUUGACGGUGGGGACCAGGGUUUACUGAACAGCUUUUUUGGCAACUGGGCGACAUCCGACAUCAAAAAGCACCUGCCCUUCAUCUACAACCUGAGCAGUAUCGCUGUCUAUUCCUACCUUCCAGCCUUUAAACAGUAUGGAGCUAACGCCAAAGUCAUCCACUUUCUGGGCAGCGUCAAGCCCUGGAACUACUCGUACGACCCAAAUACAAAGGCUGUGAAACGACAGGGUCCUGAAUCAUCCAUCGUUCAUCCAGAAUUCCUGAACAUGUGGUGGGACACCUUCACAGCCUCAGUCCUGCCUCUGCUGGCAGAGUACGGAAUUGAACACAAGUCUCAGACCAGCUCUAGCAUCAGAGAGCUGUCAAGUUUGGUCUAUGCACUGGCUGUCACUUGUGGCUUGCCAUUCUGUAGGAAGGAACAAGCAGCGGAGGCUAUUUCCCAGCUUUCCAUCUCUUCAUCUGACGCACCCCCCGUCUCCUCAGAGGAACGCCGGCAGAGAUGGGAACAGGGGCAGAUGGACUUCAUGGGCGCUGACUCUUUCCAGAACAUUCAGAAGAAGCUGGAUGUCUAUUUGAAUUAAAAACGGAAACGUAUCCCAGCCAAUGAAGCCUGCACCAGGUGAACUGAUCAUGGAGGAGUUAACAGCAUCUCGGCUGGAGCUGGUGUUUGGCUAGAUCACACUUAACCCAUUAGUGGCCUAGUUUGACGUGCUUGUCAGUCGAUGCUGGCAGUUACACAGCGAGAGACUGAAAGUCACUCCCAAACAGCGAGUCCAUCGCAGCCAGCGUUCAACCACAGCACAUCUACAGACUUCCUGCUCCCACUCCCCAAACAAACAGCUUGUGCUUAAUAGUCAAACGUAUUUAAAUCUACUUUUUAAUCUGUGUUCCAGACUCUGGGUUUAAGGAUUUUUACAGAUGCGUAGAGCAGCGUCACGCUAUCUUAUCUCCAAUGUUGCAUGUAUGAGGAAAAUGAUUGCACCCCAUCUGUGGAUAAAGGAGCCUUGUACCUUCUCCCACAGACAAUAAAGAAAGUGACUUCUCC
This is a messenger RNA of Callorhinchus milii (elephant shark), 2157 nucleotides long. RefSeq names its product glycogenin 1a (gene gyg1a). Gene Ontology annotation, cellular component: cytoplasm. Bases 551 to 1693 code for a protein of 380 amino acids. Gene Ontology annotation, molecular function: glycosyltransferase activity. The record is from RefSeq and is a predicted model, not a curated record. The transcript has 7 exons. NCBI's taxonomy places the organism in Eukaryota, Metazoa, Chordata, Chondrichthyes, Chimaeriformes, Callorhinchidae.